Porites lobata is the source of this 918-nucleotide messenger RNA. The record is from the annotation of a GenBank genome assembly. Lineage: Eukaryota; Metazoa; Cnidaria; Anthozoa; Scleractinia; Poritidae.
AUGUCAUUGCCUAACGACACGAAUGCCACAGACGAGGAUGAUGACCCUCAAUAUGAAGAACCCCCUCCACUGCGUAUUUUUCGUCUUGCCUUGUUUUCCUUGAUUAUCUUGGCCAGCCUAAUCGGUAACUCGGUAGUUUGCAAAGCGGUAUGGAGUAUGCCUUCCCGAAAGCCGUUUUCAUACCAUCUUGUUGCCAAUAUGGCCUUUGCAGAAAUCAUCAGCUCUCUGUGUUUGCCUGUCAUGAUGGUGUUCGGUUUUGAAGACGGACGCGAGAUUGAGAUCGUCCACGAUAUCAAUUGCAUUGUAAAUCCCAUCCAAGUUCUUUCAAUGAUGGUAGUAACUUAUUCGCUGGCCGCUCUCGCAUUACACCGGUACCGAGUUCUCAUCAACCCAGUUGCAAGAACUCUGUCGAUUAAACUGAAACUUGCAACAUUUUUUUGUCUGUGGUUACUGCCCACAGUUGUUUGUAUCCCCUUGUUCCUCUCGUUUACGUUUGGAUCCAGCGUUGGAAGUACCUUAACUUACGAACUUGUGAGAUUCGUCCUAAAUUUCGUCCUACCCUCCUUGGUCAUGGUGACAUCUUACGCAGCUGUAGCGUGGAACCUAAGACAGAGAAUCGGCCGAAAGGCAGCCGAGGCAAGGGGCUCGAUCAUUCCAUCAUCGCAUACCGCUGAAGUCGAUAUUGAUGAGCCGGUAGAACUUCAUGCAUUGAAAAACAACAAGGAGGGAGAAGAAGAACAGCAACAAGCUUGCCAAACCGCCCCAAGAGUGUUGGUCGCCGUAGAUAACUGCAGAUGUGUUAAGAAAGAAAACUCCACUGACGCCGAACAAGAUUUACUGAAGAUGAUAUUUGUGAUAAUCCUGAUCUUUGUGUUUUGUUAUUUUCCUUAUCAAGUAGUCUUUUGUGGGAAACAUUAG